Messenger RNA from Boeremia exigua, 1416 nucleotides. RefSeq names its product HotDog domain-containing protein. Gene Ontology annotation, cellular component: mitochondrion. Gene Ontology annotation, biological process: acyl-CoA metabolic process. The transcript has 6 exons. Bases 1 to 1416 code for a protein of 471 amino acids. The record is from RefSeq and is a predicted model, not a curated record. Lineage: Eukaryota; Fungi; Ascomycota; Dothideomycetes; Pleosporales; Didymellaceae. Gene Ontology annotation, molecular function: fatty acyl-CoA hydrolase activity.
AUGCGGCUCUCAACCGGAAGGAUCGCACUACAGCGCACCACGCAGAGUUCACGGAGCCAUUGCGCCCGGCCACAUGCGCUUUCAUCUUUAGUCACGCGACGGAGCUUUGCUUGCAGCUCCACCAGGCGCACGGAUGGGGUCUUCCGGGAGCUCACGUCUAUGCGGGUUCGUACGCCUUGGGUUGAGGCACUUCGGAACCAGCAGCAAGAAGGGCAGCAGCCCGGUAAACCAUCCGGAAAGCCACAGGUGCCCAAAGAUCGCGACUUACCACCCAAGCGCAUGAGUGACAGCUAUCACUCCGUCAUACUGCCCUUAGCCCGAGAUCCCUGGUUACUUGAUACGUACCUGAACUCAUCUGGACAUAUUCGUCUAGGAACCAUUUUCAUGGAUCUUGAUGCACUUUCUGGCGUUAUUGCAUACAAGCACACCGGCGAAGAUGUGACGACGGUCACCGCCUCCUGCGACCGAAUUACCAUUCACCAUCCACUGGACGAGAUUUGCGACCUUCAGCUGUCUGGUAGGGUUACAUAUGCUACUGGUCGAAGCAGUUUGGAAAUCACAAUGCAGGUCGCAAAGGCCCCCAAGGAAGGCGAGAAGAUUAAAGAUACAGACAUCCUCAUCAAUUGUACCUUUACAAUGGUAUCUUUGGACCCCGGUACCAAAAAACCUGUCAAUGUUAAUGCGUUGAUUGUAGAGACCGAAGAAGAGAAGAGACUAUAUGCUUUGGGCGAGCGCAACUCAGAAAUCCGCAAGGAAAGACGCAACACGUCUCUGAUUAAGCACACACCAAACGAUCUCGAAAGCGACCUCAUUCACGCGUUUUGGCAAAAGCAGCUUCGAUACCAUGACCCUCAUGACGAGUUGCGUAAACCAGACAACCUUCAUUUUAUGGAUACGACAUGCCUCCGGACUGCCACGAUUAUGCAACCUCAGUAUCGCAACCGACACCAUUUCAUGAUUUUUGGAGGGUUCCUCUUAAAGCAAACUUUCGAGCUCGCUUUCACUACAGCUGCAGCAUUCGCCCAUGCCCGACCCACUUUCGUUUCCCUCGAUCCCUCAACAUUUCUCAACCCGGUACCCGUUGGCAGCAUACUAUACAUGACGGCCCAUGUAGUUUACACAGAUCCUCCGCUUAUCGCAGCUCCCGGCGAGCAGUUCAAAGACAACAACGAAUACACUAGGGUGCAAGUUCGAGUCGAUACCAAGGUCAGGGAUGUAGAACAUGGCCACUCCAAGCCAACAGGACAAUUCAAUUAUACGUUCAAUGUGCCAAGGAACAUCAGAGUGAUGCCAAAAACUUACGAAGAGUUUAUGUACUACCUCGAGGCGCGCAGACGAGCUGAGCAAGUCAGGCGUACAUUGGAUGAGGGUAUCAGUGUUAGCCCAGAGAGAGCGGCAGAGUCUCUCACAGAGUAA